AUGUUUUCUUCGCGUUGCCUUCUGUUUUUACUUCUUCAUCUCUUUUUCACACUAAACUCUCAAGCCAAGGACCAACUAGUUUUCCGCUACCACGAAUGUAACAAUGAUCUCGGAAACUUUACCGACGGUAGUACCUACCAAGACAACCUCGCCGCCGUUCUAAAAAUUAUAUAUUCCGACAGAGAAAUAGACUAUGGGUUCUACAAUUUCUCAUAUGGAGAUGAACCUGACAUAGUAAACGCAGUCGGAUUUUGCAGAGGAGACAUUAAUCCAAACGACUGCCGCGACUGCUUGAAAACCUCUGCAGUACUUCUCACAGAUCGGUGUGGAAUACAAAAAGAGGCAAUUGGUUACUACGACAUAUGCACCUUACGCUAUUCGAACACAUCAAUUUUCGGUGUCAUGGAUACUGAUACUGGUAAGUAUUUCAAUAUCAAAAGCAAAACAGUGAUGGAUGAUGCAUUUAAUACAACACUUAAUGGCUUGUUGGAUGAACUUAAAAGCAUGGCAGCCGAAGGUGAUUGGAGGAAGAAGUUUGGUGAAAAGAGUGUGAAAGUAAUUGAAUCAAAUAGUAGUAAUAAUGAUACUAUAUAUGGAUUGGUUCAGUGUACACCAGAUUUGACAAAACAAAAUUGUACUAAAUGUUUAGAUUUAGCUUUCCCAGAUCUUUCAAGGUGGUGUCCAAAAAUGAAAGUUUGUUUGUAUCUUGGACCAAGUUGUUCGGUUAGAUAUGAUAUAGUUCAGUUUUAUCAGUCUAUAGUUAAUAGUGCAGAGUCACCAGCACCACAACCUUCUUCCCAAGCAAUUUCUCCUGAACCUUCAUCAGACAACUCUACCACCAACCCUUCUAAUACUAAGGAAAGAAGAGGGAGAAAGCCAAAACCCCAAUAUACUGCUGAAAUUCAAGUCCAAGAGACAAAUGAAGAUGAAGAUGAAAUUAAAGCUGGCAAUGAUCUUAAAGUUGGUGAUUUGUUGCAAUUUGACUUUGAAGCCAUCAAAUUAGCUACAAACAACUUUUGUGAUGCAACUGCGCUUGGUCAAGGUGGAUUUGGAACUGUUUAUAGGGGUACACUAGAUGGACUUGAUGUUGCUAUUAAAAGGUUAGCUAACAAUUCUAAGCAAGGAGAAACAGAAUUCAAGAAUGAAGUAUUACUUACGGGGAAGCUUCAACAUCGAAAUUUAGUUAAACUACUAGGUUUUUGUUUACAUAGAGGAGAAAGACUGCUAAUAUACGAGUUUGUCCCCAAUAAAAGUCUCGACUAUAUCAUAUUUGAUCCAAUCAAACGUGCGGAUUUAAAUUGGGAAAGACGCUUUAAAAUCAUUAAAGAUAUUGCGCGCGGUCUUCUCUAUCUUCACGAGGAUUCUCGACUACAAAUUGUUCACCGUGAUCUCAAAACAAGUAAUAUUCUACUUGAUAAUGAAAUGAAUCCAAAAAUUACAGAUUUUGGCAUUGCAAGGUUGUUUGCCCCCAAUCAAACCCAUGGCAUGACAAGUACGGUUAUUGGAACUUAUGGAUAUAUGGCUCCAGAAUAUAUCAAACAUGGAGAAUUUUCAAUCAAAUCAGAUAUAUUCAGUUUUGGUGUAAUUGUUUUGGAAAUUGUCUGCGGUCGGAGAAACACUAAGUCUCGUGACGGGGAGAAUAUAAAAGAUCUAUUAGAUAAUGCAUGGGAAAACUGGAAGACAGGGACAAGUUUGGAUAUUGUAGAUCCAAUGUUAGAGCAAGAUUUAAAUAAGGAUGAAAAAAAGAGAUGCAUCCAUGUUGGAUUACUCUGUGUUCAAGAAGAUAUAGAUGUGAGACCAACUAUGAGUUCUGUUUUACUAAUGCUUAGUAGCAUAUAUCUCCCACUUCCAGAACCUUCAGAACCUCCAUUUUUAAUGCAACCCAAAAGAGCAUUAUCUAUAUCCUUAAGUGACAAAUAUUCAGGUCCUACAAAGUCAAGUGAUUCAGGAUCAGGAAGUCAGUUUACUCAAGUAUCAACAAGGAAGUCCUCAUCAGUGACAGAUUAA
Molecule: messenger RNA, 2007 nt
Organism: Vicia faba (fava bean)
Lineage: Eukaryota; Viridiplantae; Streptophyta; Magnoliopsida; Fabales; Fabaceae
Source: the annotation of a GenBank genome assembly